This is a messenger RNA of Phycomyces blakesleeanus NRRL 1555(-), 1524 nucleotides long. It is a transcript of the gene Gpa1B, whose product is annotated as G protein alpha subunit. The record is from RefSeq and is a predicted model, not a curated record. Gene Ontology annotation, molecular function: G protein-coupled receptor binding; GTPase activity; G-protein beta/gamma-subunit complex binding. Gene Ontology annotation, cellular component: heterotrimeric G-protein complex. Bases 130 to 1182 code for a protein of 350 amino acids. The transcript has 6 exons. Gene Ontology annotation, biological process: G protein-coupled receptor signaling pathway. NCBI's taxonomy places the organism in Eukaryota, Fungi, Mucoromycota, Mucoromycetes, Mucorales, Phycomycetaceae.
CUCUCUCUCUCUCUCUCUCUUCCUUCCUUUUCUUUUAAAACUGAAAACAAAAACAAAAACAAAAACGCAGUAACACAUCAUAAAAAGAAUAAAUUAAGACUCCCAUACGCUCGCGACAAACCAUUUACCAUGGGUUGCUGCCAUUCAAACGAUUCUCAGGAUGGCAAAGCUCGAAACGAGGAGAUCGAAAGCCAACUGAAGCGCGACAAACAUAAUUUACAAAAUGAAGUCAAGAUGUUAUUACUAGGUGCCGGAGAAUCGGGAAAAUCGACUAUUCUAAAACAAAUGAAAUUGAUCCAUGACUGUGGCUACUCAAAAGAAGAAAGAAUUGCUUUUAAAGAAAUAAUUUUCUCCAAUGCGAUGCAGUCUAUGAAGGUUAUCAUUGAUGCCAUGGAAGAUAUGGAACUCCCAUUGACGCAUCUUCGACAAUACGCAGACAUAAUUAUGAACCUCCCAGCUCAAAUAGAGAGAGACACCUUACCUCUCGAGGUCACGCAAGCAGUGAAGAUAUUAUGGAAAGACCCAAAUUUACAGGCUGCAUUUGAACGUAGUCGCGAAUUCCAGCUCAACGAUUCUGCUAAAUACUAUUUUGAUUCAAUAGAUCGAAUAGGAGAUCCACACUAUGUACCCACAGACCAAGAUGUCUUACGGUCUCGAGUCAAAACAACUGGAAUUACUGAAACAACCUUUGUUAUCGAAAAUCUUACAUACCGAAUGUUUGAUGUCGGUGGUCAGCGGUCUGAACGUAAGAAAUGGAUCCAUUGCUUUGAAAACGUGACAGCCUUGAUCUUCCUGGUGGCCAUUAGUGAAUAUGACCAGUUUCUCAUUGAAGACGAGACAGUGAAUCGUAUGCAAGAAGCCCUGACUCUUUUUGACUCCAUCUGUAAUUCUCGUUGGUUUUCAAAGACAUCCAUUAUCUUGUUCCUAAACAAAAUUGAUAUAUUCAAGCAAAAACUUCCAAAACAUCCUUUAUACGAAAGUUUCGCAAACUUUACUGGGCCAGAGACCUACGAGGCCGCAGGAGAAUAUAUCCUUAAACGCUUUCUAUCGCUGAACACAGAGGAAAAGCAAAUUUACACCCAUUUUACAUGUGCAACAGAUACGGAUCAAAUCAAAUUUGUAAUGGGUGCAGUGAACGAUAUCAUCAUCCAAAAUAAUUUACAAGAUGUUGGUCUCAUCUAAACAAAUCCAGCAGCAAAUACUAAAUAACAAAGAACAAAUAGCAAAUAGCAAAUAGCAAAUAGCAAAUAGCAAAUAGUAAUAAUAAUACCCUUAAAUACUAGCUUUUCCUCUCUCAUGGCCACUAAGUAAUGUUUACAUGGCCACACUUGUAUCCCUUCCAAAUAUCGACUCUUUAUCUAUCUAUCUCUCUAUAUAUUUCAGAUUAACCUUCAUUCACUCGUCCUUAUUUGGCCACAACCCCUUUCAUUUCCUUGUCUUUCUUUCCUUUCCUUUCGAUUGUACUUUUUAUUUUCCUUUUCCUUUUCCCUUUUUUUACUGAUGCAAACUAUAUUUCAUUAUUUU